UAGCAUUGAGAGGCAUUGAGUUAGCCUUCUGUUCUGUGAUUACGAUUGUGCAGGUGUAGAAGAUAGAGGAUCAGUCGCGCCAGACGUAUGCCAAAACGUUAUUUCCUGUGUCAACUCAAGAACCAUGGUUUGUGUUUCUAGAAGGAGAUUUAUAAGAAGGUACUGUAUUCAGUUAUAAUGUGAUAUUUGAUCAUAUUGCUAUACUCCUGUUUGUACGUAGCAUUAUGAAGCAAGUGCUCAGAGGAAUAGCCAUACUUCUCACCCUAUUUUAUAUUCCACUACUCCUCUACAGUCUAGGAUUAAUUCUGUUUGGCACAUUAAGAGCUGUAGUAUGCAUUUUAAUUGUAAUGUUUGGAUUCAUACCAGUAUUGUUCAGAUAUACAUACCCUUUGCAGAGAACCGUUAUAUUUCUCAAUUUUGUAAAAUGGCCUCGCAUUGAAGAUUUGCGUACCCCAGAAAAAUGUGGGCUGCCAUCAACCAGAAACUUCUAUAUUACAACUGAUCAAGGUGUCACCCUUGGAAUGUGGCAUAUAUUGCCAGCGUCAUUAAUGAAUGAUUCGAUGAAUGCUAAUGACUCAUUCUAUGAAGAAUUACUGAGUCAUGGAGAGCCAGUGAUAGUGUACAUGCAUGGAAACUCAGGUUCCCGAGGCAGCCCACAUCGUGUUGAGCUGUACACCCUGCUUAGGAACAUGAAUUAUCAUGUCAUCGCCUUUGACUACCGGAGUUAUGGUGAUUCAAGUUCUGAUACUCUGUCAGAAAUGGGUGUAGUGUCUGAUGGGAAAUAUGUGUUCGAAUGGAUUCAGGAAAGAGUGAAGACAUCCCCGUUAUAUGUAUGGGGUCACUCACUUGGCACAGGCGUAUCUUCACAUGCUUUGUCCUUACUUGCUCAAGAAGGAAAGAAAGCAGAUGGGCUGAUUCUGGAAUCACCGUUUAACAAUCUCCGGGAUGAGCUCAAAGAACACCCAUUCUCAAAGCUCUACAGACAGCUGCCAUGGUUUGAGUACUUCUUCGUGGAUCCUGUUGGAGAGAACCAGCUGUUAUUUGAAACAGACAAACAUUUGGGAAUUAUCAAAUCACCAGUUCUGAUACUGCAUGCUGAGGAUGAUAUGGUUGUGCCAUUCCAACUGGGAAAGAGGCUAUAUGGCACUGCCAUUCAGAUACGACCUAAAGAUGCUGGUCCUGUUGAAUUUGUUCCGUUUAACAGGAGUUACGGAUAUGGACAUAAAUACAUCUGCAGAUCACCUGAUUUGCCACAGAUUAUUUUAAGAUUUAUUAUGCAGGGAAAGUUGGACUGAUAUUUCAAAUGAAUUCCUGGUAUAUGUACGUCACAGGAAUGGAGCAUUACAUUAUACCGCACUUCACGUGAACAAUAACAAGCAUUUGCAGUGGUGUUACCAGCAGACUGUAAUAUUGUUGUGGACCAGGAAGGCAUGAAUUUGAAACAUACAUAGAUUAAAUGUGGUUCCCUAGGCAGUGAACCACAGAAGUGUGUUCAUCAUUUUCCACAUUUUUAAAAAUUUACCUCAUUUUUAUUUUAAAAUUGUAUUUCAAGUUUCAUGUCAGUUCUAAUGUAUGAUUGUGUAAACAAAUCAGUUAGGUAUCCUUCUGUAUUUAAGAUAUAAAUUAUAAUUAAUAUUUCCAGAGUGGAUGAGAAAGUAGGCUUGUAGUUCCUAUUAAUCAAUGAAACUGUUGUAUUAUUGCUCAUAUCAAACUCUUUACAUUAUUUAUUUGCAGUACAGAUCAAUUUUGUGGAUAAUAUUUCAGUUUCAGGAACUGUGAAGUGUACUUUCAUGUCAGUGUGCUGCAUUUGAUGGAUAUUAGGUGAUACUGAUGAUACAUUGUUCAUAUUAAUUCUCUGCUUCAGUAAUUUUUUAGUAUCCACUGUUUCAGUCAGGUGUUGUAUAAGUGUGACAGUGAAAUCCUUUUACAUAUAUAACCAUGUGACCAGUUGUUUACACUGAAUGUAUUUGAGAUAGGUAAGAAUUAAUUUUUGAAGAUGUGUAAGAUUAACUAGGUGGAAUUGAAUGCAAAAUUAAAUGCUGUAUAGGUAGUGUAAAGGAAAGCAUUGUGUAGAGAAUAGGAAACAGAGCUGGUAUGGAUGUCCAAAACAGCUUUUCAGCACAUACCAGCUGAAGGAUAUGAAAGGGGGAUGCACAAACACAGUGGUUAGAAGAACCAUGUUAAGUGAUGGAAGGAAGAAAUAAGACUGGAGUGUUCGGAGUUGCUGAAUAUAUGAGCGGGAAAUGGG
This is a messenger RNA of Cryptotermes secundus, 2248 nucleotides long. Its product is annotated as lysophosphatidylserine lipase ABHD12. Gene Ontology annotation, molecular function: monoacylglycerol lipase activity; phosphatidylcholine lysophospholipase A1 activity. The record is from RefSeq and is a predicted model, not a curated record. Gene Ontology annotation, cellular component: endoplasmic reticulum membrane. The transcript has 11 exons. Gene Ontology annotation, biological process: monoacylglycerol catabolic process; phosphatidylserine catabolic process. NCBI's taxonomy places the organism in Eukaryota, Metazoa, Arthropoda, Insecta, Blattodea, Kalotermitidae. Bases 225 to 1295 code for a protein of 356 amino acids.